UAGAAGGGAGACCCUCUCUCUCUUUCCUUCCCGGCCCACGCACGCCCUGGGAAUGUCUCCGUGGUCUCACCGGAACAGCUCUCUGGCCUCGUGGCCUGCUGACCCCACCCCGACGCCCAAUACUGCCAACGCGAGUGGGCUGCCAGGGGUGCCGUGGGCGGUGGCCUUGGCGGGGGCGCUGUUGGCGCUGGAGGUGCUGGUCACCGUGGGAGGCAACCUGCUGGUAAUCGUGGCCAUCGCUCGGACGCCGAGACUCCAGACCAUGACCAAUGUGUUCGUGACUUCGCUGGCCACAGCAGACCUGGUGGUGGGACUGCUGGUAGUGCCGCCGGGGGCCACCUUGGCCCUGACCGGCCACUGGCCCCUGGGAGCCACUGGUUGCGAGCUGUGGACGUCAGUGGACGUGCUGUGUGUGACAGCCAGCAUCGAAACCCUGUGCGCCCUAGCCGUGGACCGUUACCUGGCAGUGACCAACCCGCUGCGCUACGGUGCGCUGGUCACCAAACGGCGCGCCCGGGCAGCGGUGGUGCUGGUGUGGGUCGUGUCCGCCGCAGUGUCGUUUGCCCCCAUCAUGAGCAAAUGGUGGCGCGUGGGAGCCGACGCCGAGGCACAGCGUUGCCACUCCAAUCCCCACUGCUGCGCGUUCGCCUCCAACAUACCCUACGCGCUGCUCUCCUCCUCCGUCUCCUUCUACCUCCCGCUUCUGGUGAUGCUCUUCGUCUACGCGCGCGUUUUCCUCGUGGCUACGCGCCAACUGCGCCUGCUGCGCGGGGAGCUGGGCCGCUUCCCGCCCGAGGAGUCUCCGCCGACUGCGUCGCGCUUUGUGUCCCCCGCCCCGGCUGGGCCGUACGCUUCGCCCGCAGGGGUGCCCUCUUACGGUCGGCGGCCCGCGCGCCUUCUGCCUCUCCGGGAACACCGGGCCCUGCGCACCUUGGGUCUCAUCAUGGGUACCUUCACUCUCUGCUGGUUGCCCUUCUUUGUGGCCAACGUGAUGCGCGCUCUCGGGGGCCCCUCUCUGGUUCCCAGCCCGGUUUUCCUGGCCCUUAACUGGCUAGGCUAUGCCAACUCCGCCUUCAACCCGCUCAUCUACUGCCGCAGCCCCGACUUUCGCAGCGCCUUCCGCCGUCUCCUGUGCCGCUGCCAGCGUGAGGAGCACCAGGCCGCCUCCUCCCCGCCUGGCCACCCAUCGGGCGCCCCUGCCGCACUGGCCAGCCCCGCGGAGUCCAGGCAGUGCCCACCGCUCAACGGGUAGGGACACACGUCAUUGGAUUUGGAGCCUAUCCUAAUCCAGGAUAACAUCAUCUCAAGACCCUUAAUUGUAUCUGCAAAGAACCUUAAUCCAAAUAAGGCCACAUUCUGAGAUUCCAGGUUAACAUAUAUUUGGGGACUACCAUUUGACCCAAUAUAGUGAGAGACACUUGUAAAUCCUUUAACUGAGAGUUCUGGUCUUGAAGAUUAUCAUCCACUCUAGUCACCCCUCAGGAAAGGGCUGUUCUCUCCAGAAGCUCUUAGACUCUGUGGGAGGCAGAAUUCUGAGAGCUCCCAAAGACUCCUGUCCUUGUCUAAUUCCCUCUGCUUAAAUGCGGGUGGGACCUAUAAUUUGCUUCUAAGAAAUAAUAAUAUGGCAAAGGUGAUGGGAUAUCACUCCUGUGAUUAGGUUGUAUUACAUGGUAGAGGUGAAAGGACUUUAAAGAUGUAAUUAAGGUCUUUAAUCAAUUGAUUUAGGUUAAUUAAAAGGCAGAUUAUCCAGGGUGGGCCUGACCUAAUCAGGCAAGCCCUUUAAAAGAAGGUCAGCGGUCAGAGAUGGAAGACAUCAGAAAGAUACUCUGGCUGUCCUCGAGGAAGCUAGCCACCUGAGUUCCACAAGCGCAAGGAAGUGGAUCCUGCCAACAACCACGUGAAUUGGAAGAGGACACUGAGCAUCAGAGGAGACUGUGGCCCUGGCUGACAUCUUCACUAUAGCCCCGUGAGACCCUGAAUGGAAGAUCCAGCUCCCCCAUACACAGACUCUUGAGACAUGGAAGC
Messenger RNA from Lontra canadensis (Northern American river otter), 2025 nucleotides. RefSeq names its product adrenoceptor beta 3 (gene ADRB3). Gene Ontology annotation, biological process: adenylate cyclase-activating adrenergic receptor signaling pathway; norepinephrine-epinephrine-mediated vasodilation involved in regulation of systemic arterial blood pressure. Gene Ontology annotation, cellular component: membrane. The transcript is spliced from 2 exons. The record is from RefSeq and is a predicted model, not a curated record. Gene Ontology annotation, molecular function: norepinephrine binding; epinephrine binding; beta3-adrenergic receptor activity. The coding region runs from base 53 to 1252 and encodes 399 amino acids. NCBI's taxonomy places the organism in Eukaryota, Metazoa, Chordata, Mammalia, Carnivora, Mustelidae.